This is a messenger RNA of Micromonas pusilla CCMP1545, 1409 nucleotides long. RefSeq lists its product as uncharacterized. Gene Ontology annotation, molecular function: protein serine/threonine phosphatase activity. The record is from RefSeq and is a predicted model, not a curated record. NCBI's taxonomy places the organism in Eukaryota, Viridiplantae, Chlorophyta, Mamiellophyceae, Mamiellales, Mamiellaceae. Gene Ontology annotation, biological process: protein dephosphorylation. The coding region runs from base 1 to 1332 and encodes 443 amino acids. The transcript has 2 exons.
AUGGAGGAGGCGCGACUGACCCCGGAUCAGCCGUCGUCAUCGGAGGCGGCGUUCCCGCCGCACGCGCCGACCGCGCUUCGAAGCGGCGAGCACGGCGAGAUGGGCCGGCGGAAUUCGAUGGAGGACGCCAUCGCGCGCGUCGAGGACGUCGACGUAUCCGGUCGCGGCGACGACGGCGGUCCGCUCGCGUUUUACGUCAUAUGCGACGGCCACGGCGGGUCCGCGGCGGCGGAGUACGUGUCGAAGUACCUCGUGAAGAACAUCACCGCGGACGAGAGGUUUAGGAAAGACCCGAGCGUCGCGAUGAGAGACGCGUUUUCACGCACGGACGCGGAAUUCAAGAGCGUGAUGGACGCGGACGAGUGCAGCGGCAGCACCGCGCUCGCGCUGUGCGUCAGCGGGAGCGAAUGCUUCGUCGCGAACGCCGGGGACUGCCGCGCGGUUUUAUCGCGACACGGGACAGCGAUCGACCUGUCCGCGGACCAGCGCCCGUCGACGUCGGUCGAGCGCGCGCGGAUAGAAGCCGCGGGGGGAUACGUCGAGGACGGCUACAUCAACGGGCACCUCGGCGUCGCGCGCGCGUUCGGGGACUUCCACAUCGACGGCUUGAAAGGCGGCGCCGACGGAAAGCCCGGGCCGUUGAUCGUGACCCCGGAGGUGGAGACGCGCACGCUCACGACGCAAGACGAGUUCAUCGUCCUCGCGUGCGACGGUCUGUGGGACGUGUUCUCGUCGCAGAACGCGAUAGACUUCACGCGGAUUGCGCUGCGAGGGCACAACGACCCGGAGAUCGCGGCGAGGGAGCUGUGUAAUGAAGCUCUGCGAAGGGACUCCGCGGAUAACGUCAGCGUGAUCGUCGUGUGUUUAUCUCGGGAUAAACCCCCGGACAAAGCGACGGAGCACGCGAGGAUCGCGCCGCCGCGAUCGCAGUUCUCUCGGACGAUAUCGAACGAAGGCCUGUCCGAGCUUCAAAGGGCGCUGAAAAGCGACAACGAGGCUGCGAAGAAGUCGCCGGGGUUGCAGCGGGUGCGGAGCAUAAACCCGCACAGCGGCGGCGGCGGCGGCGGCGAGGGGCUCAGCUUAGGGCACCUCAGUAACUUCUCGGAGGAGCUAGAGAGUCUGCACGUCGAUGGUGACGAUACCAUGGAACUGAGCGACGACGGGAUACGGAGGAUUCGGCGGCACAGCGUCAUGGACGGCAGCGGCGGCGGCGAGGACGACCACCUGUCGCCGCUCGUGGAGUGUCCGGAGACCGGUUCGCCGUACAGCACGAUAGACGGGGACGCGUCGCCGCACACGUUAUUAGGGGAACACGUCGGAGGGGGUAAAUAAAUGAUCUCCGCUUAUAGACGGAGGGGGAUGAUAGGCGCGUAUUGCGUAUUGCUAUGUAUUACUAUAUUAGCACGACG